AUGACUGUCUUCAUCGCGUCCCUAUUUCUGCCCUACACUGUGAACUUCCAUGUCGAUAACUCGCGCAACCGCUCUCCACCUGCCGUUACUCCACCGGCCACCACGAAAGCUGACACGAUUUCCCCGCAACCCAAAGUAACCGCCAGUCUUUUCGAAGCAAAGAAGCCAGCUCAACAGAAGGGACUUACCCCCGGAGCGACGACGGAUCAUGAACGCAUCUUCACAGCCGAUUUGGCCCGGACAGAGGAAGAGCCCUCUGGAUAUCCGUUUCCGCCGUCGGCAACGGGGGAGAACCAGCUUCUUACCGAGAGUGAAGCCCAUUCCCCUGCAUGGGGAGCAACUACAUCUCUGAACCAGCCAAAGCCUCAGGCUGUCUUGUCGCCCUCGCCAUCGAUUCUGAAACACCAAGAUCCCAUACCUCCGCCCAAGGAGCCUGUGUUGCACAAGCUCCCCCAAGUUGCGUCAACCCCGGCAUUAGUAGGCCUCAAAAGGGCUGAGCUUUCCGGUCGCAAAGAAUCAUUCUCUAGGGCAGAAUGGACUAUUGAAACCGCCGAGCAAGGGAAUGGUGGCUUGCGAAAUGCGGUCCGCUCGGCUCGGGACGCCGGAUACUUGGACGAGAUGAUGUGGGUGGGCACCAUGGGCAUGCCGACGGACGCACUAGUGGAAUACACCCGAAAAGAGAUCGCGGAAAAGCUGGAAGAAGAGUAUGGGUCUCUGACAGUGUUUGUCAGCGACGGCGACUUCAAUGGCCACUACACCCACUUCUGCAAGACGAUCCUUUGGCCGGUCUUUCACUACCAGAUACCGGACAACCCCAAGAGCAAAGCCUACGAAGAUCACUCGUGGAUCUAUUAUGUCAAACUCAACCAAGCCUUUGCAGAGCGCAUCGCCAAGGAUUGGAAGCGCGGUGAUUCUAUAUGGGUUCAGGAUUACCAUCUGUUGCUUGUCCCGGCUAUGCUGCGGAAGAUGGUGCCGGACGCGCAGAUCGGGUUCUUUCUGCAUAUUGCCUUCCCGUCCUCGGAGGUCUUCAAAUGCCUGGCCCCACGCAAGGAGCUUCUCGAGGGCAUCCUUGGUGCCAACCUGGUGGGUUUCCAAACUGACGAGUAUUGCCGGCACUUUUUGCAGACGUGUAGUCGCAUACUGUGUGUGGAGGCCACAAACGAAGGUAUCCAGUUGGAGGACCGGUUUGUCAAUGUAGGCACAUUCCCAAUCGGCAUUGAUCCGACUUCAUGGGACAAACGCCGACAGGCGACGGAUGUGGAGCGAUGGGUCAAUACGAUUUCCGCCCGGUAUCAAGGCAAACGACUCAUCGUCUCGCGCGACAAGAUUGACUCGGUCCGGGGCAUUCGUCAGAAACUCCUGAGUUACGAGCUGUUUCUCAACACCUACCCAGAAUGGGCAGACCAAGUUGUGUUGAUCCAGGUCGCUACCAGUACCACUGAACAACCCGAGCUGGAAGCAACGAUAUCUGAUAUCGCCAUGCGAAUCAACUCGACCCACUCGACCCUCGCUCACCAGCCCUUAGUAUUCCUAAAACAGGACCUGGCGUUCCCUCAGUAUCUUGCGCUCAUCACUGUCGCCGACGCUCUGAUGAUCACUAGCUUGCGUGAGGGAAUGAACUUGACGAGCCACGAAUUCGUCUAUUGUCAGGAUGGUAGCUAUGGGGACAAGGCAUUCGGGUCUUUGAUUCUCAGCGAGUUCACGGGCAGUGCAUCAGUAUUCGGAAAUCACGCUCUUCUGGUCAACCCUUGGGACUACCGGCAGUGUUCAGAGGCGAUCCACACGGCGUUGACUCGAGAUGCCAAAAAGCGCAAGGAGGUGUGGGAGGAGAUGUAUCGUGCAGUUCUGCAGAACUCAACCACAAACUGGGUCAAGUCGUUCAGUGAAACGCUAUCCCGAGUCUGGAACGAGCAGUCGUCGCGCGAGAUGAUGGCCGUACCGCGUCUUGCUGUACCGCGGCUGGAGGAGCGAUACCGACAGUCAAAGCGCCGGCUCAUGAUUGUGGACUACGAAGGCACGCUGGCAUCGUGGGGGUCUCCGAGCAGCAUCAUCUUGACAACGCCGCAGCGUGCGAUCAUCACCUUGACGGAACUCACUGAUGACCCUUCCAAUGCCGUCUAUGUUAUGAGCUCGCGCAUGCCGGAAGAGAUGGAGCGGCUGUUCCGUCAGGUCAACCAUCUGGGCUUGAUCGCUGAGAAUGGCUGUUUCGUCCGCGAGCCUCAUAGCGACAAGUGGACUACUUUGGCCGACAAGGUGCAUAUGGAAGCAUGGAAGGAGUCGGUCUCCCAGAUCCUUGCCUACUUCCAGGCGCGUUUGGAAGGGAGUUGGAUCGAGGAACGCCACUGCUCACUCGUCUUCCAUCACGGGUCGACCGAGGACCGGGCUAUUGCUGGCCGCCUGGCCGCCGAGUGCGCCGGCAAUAUCAACGAUGCCUGCGCUAACCAAGGCGUGCAUGCGAUCUCCGCCGAGAGUGCUUUGGUCGUCGAGACCAUCAAGACCAACAAGGCCUCUGCCGCGGAGCUCGUGUGGGGCUGGUGUCUCGAAGGCUCGGGUCAAGCCGAGCGUGCCGCCAAACCGGAUUUCCUGCUGGUUGUCGGGGAUAGUCGUGAAGAUGAGCCGGUGUUCCGGUGGGCCAACAAGUUGGAGAGUGCCAAGGCAGUUGAUUAUGCCAUGACGGUGACGCUAGGGUCGCGAAGCACGGAAGCCAAGGCGACGUUGACGCAGGGAGUGACGGGGGUUCUCUCCUGCCUGCAGCAACUGGCCUCAUCGCCAGAAACGGCAUCUGCAUCGUUGCGACAGUGA
Messenger RNA from Penicillium alfredii, 2802 nucleotides. RefSeq names its product putative alpha,alpha-trehalose phosphate synthase subunit TPS3. The record is from RefSeq and is a predicted model, not a curated record. The transcript has 3 exons. Lineage: Eukaryota; Fungi; Ascomycota; Eurotiomycetes; Eurotiales; Aspergillaceae. The coding region runs from base 1 to 2802 and encodes 933 amino acids. Gene Ontology annotation, biological process: trehalose biosynthetic process. Gene Ontology annotation, molecular function: catalytic activity. Gene Ontology annotation, cellular component: alpha,alpha-trehalose-phosphate synthase complex (UDP-forming); cytosol.